Messenger RNA from Dujonia railenensis, 1344 nucleotides. NCBI's taxonomy places the organism in Eukaryota, Fungi, Ascomycota, Pichiomycetes, Serinales, Debaryomycetaceae. The record is from the annotation of a GenBank genome assembly.
AUGCUUAUCUUAGGAUACCUUCUCCUAGUUCCCUCCACACUUGCAUUAAAUAUCCUCCUUUCAUCGUCCAAUUCGUGGGUAUCGAAAAACAUUCGCCAUCUUCAAUAUGAACUUGAACUUCAGAAUCACAAAGUUAUACUUGUAGCUCCAUUAUACAACCAAUGCCAGGGAAAUUCAGACUGUUCCGCGAGAUCAGAUAUACGGGCAGAAACUUCGGAAUUUGACGGGGGUGAAUAUGGCCAUCUCUUAAAGUCACACCAGGCAUAUUACAAGAACAUAAAGGCUGCCGCUGCAGGAGUGGUGAGAGGCGCUAAGGGGGUUAUUCUUAACAAGAAAAAUUACACACCAUUCGAAACAUCGGAUAACAGCUACCAGGGUAAGGACUUUGGUCAAGAUCCACUGAAUUUAAACGCUUGGUUUGUCAACAACUCACCAACUAAUACCUUAUUAAUUGCAUUGGAUAUAAUUUUACCAAAAUUUUAUCCCGACUUCCAGCCUGAUUUGAUAAUUUUAGGUCCGGAUGAAGGAGUCUCUUUCACAGAUCUGGUACCCUACAGCAAGAGAAUCAUGGGAGAGUCGAUCAACCCACAUGAAGAAAUGGUGAGGCUCGCCAUGAUCAAAAAUAUUGCAACCGUCUGCGUUGGCACUGAAGACAAGCAUAAUGUAUAUUUCCAAGAUGAGAAAAUAUUUGAUAUUACACAGCAGCAGCAAGUAUUGCCUAACAGCGAAAGUGAUGACUCUGUCGAAGUAGAGCUGUCGACAAAGAGUAACAGAUUUGUCCAGAAUAUCAAAUUUAUUAAUUCCAAAAUAGUUGAGUUGAUUGGUACACUUUCAGAAAAAAUGCUACUUGAUAAAGCUGAAGCACUUUUACCUAAUCAGACAUCACUUAAUAUCAACUUCCCAUCCAUGAAUCAUGAUUAUUCCCGUUGUCUGACCAGUAGGGCCAAUGAAGAGUUGAACCCUAGAUUCAACCAAAUUAUUUAUGAUGAAGAAGAGAGUUCCGUGGACUACUUCAAAAUUCCCCUGUUCGUAAUGGCCAGCAACGGGGAACUUGUAUUAGAAGGCGAGUAUACCAUAGAUAUCAGUACCAACCUGAAACUCAUGAGGGAAGAUCCAAUGGACGAAACCUACAUAGAUACAGCUUCAUUGUACUUCAAGCAUAGAGUUAAGACCUACAAGGAUGAGGCUCCACCUCAAGAUUAUUCUGAUAAUGAAGACUUCAGAAAAUUAGUUUUAAGAAACGAUUUGGAGAGGUUAGCAUUAAGAGAUUGUUUAAUCAGUGUAACUGUUAACAAUUUGGAAUUCAAUGGGUUAGGAAAGGAGUACUUUGAUUUGGGUAAUUAA